Molecule: messenger RNA, 2053 nt
Organism: Thlaspi arvense
Lineage: Eukaryota; Viridiplantae; Streptophyta; Magnoliopsida; Brassicales; Brassicaceae
Source: the annotation of a GenBank genome assembly
CAAAAGUUUAAAACUAAAGAAUGUGGUUCUGUGGUGACUGCUUGUGUGAAAGUUGUUGUCAUGUUCAGGCAAAAGUAAAAAAGAUGAGCUCCAUUGAUGAAGAAAGAUCACUCCCUGGAGUCGAAGAAUCUCUUUUGCAGGAAGAAGUGAAGUUGUAUGCUGAAGAUGGUUCAGUGGAUAUUAAUGGAAACCCACCAUUGAAGCAGAAAACAGGAAACUGGAAAGCUUGCCCAUUCAUUUUUGCCAACGAAUGCUGCGAACGUUUGGCUUAUUAUGGCAUUGCCAAGAAUCUAAUCACUUACUUCACAAACGAAUUGCACGAGACCAAUGUUUCUGCGGCAAGACACGUCAUGACUUGGCAAGGAACAUGUUACAUCACUCCUCUUCUUGGAGCUCUAAUAGCUAAUGCUUAUUGGGGAAGAUACUGGACAAUUGAUUGUUUCUCUGCGAUUUAUUUCCAUAAGCAAAAUGGUUCAUCUAUAGGACUGAUUGUAGCAGAAUAUAGUUCUUGUAUGUUAGGAAUGGUUGCAUUAACACUCUCAGCUUCAGUUCCAAGUCUGAAGCCAACGGAAUGUAAAGGCUCCAUCUGUCCACGAGCAACAAUGGCUCAGCGAGCGGUUUUGUUUUCAGGGCUUUACCUAAUCGCUCUUGGAACCGGAGGAAUCAAACCAUGUGUCUCAUCCUUUGGUGCUGAUCAGUUUGAUCAGACUGAUCCAAAGGAACGUGUCAGAAAAUCUUCUUUCUUUAAUUGGUUCUACUUCUCAAUCAACGUUGGUGCAUUUGUCUCAUCUACUUUGCUAGUGUGGAUUCAAGAGAAUAGUGGUUGGGAACUUGGGUUCUUGAUACCAACAGUGUUCAUGGGACUUGCGACUGCGAGUUUCUUCUUUGGCACUCCUCUUUAUAGGUUUCAGAAACCUGGAGGCAGUCCUAUUACUCGAUCUUGCCAAGUUCUUGUAGCCUUAUACCGUAAAUGGAACCUCAAUGUCCAUGAAGAAGAAGAUCACACACUUCUGUUCGAAAUAACGGAUGUAACGCGGAAGAUUGAACACACGGACGGUUUCUUGACAAAGCAGCGAUUAUCUCAGAAGGAGACUCAAAAUCCGAUCCGUGGAAACUUUGUACCGUGACUCAAGUCGAUGAAGUCAAGAUUCUGCUACGUUUGUUCCCCAUUUGGGCCUCAGGGAUCGUUUUCUCAUUCCUACAUUCACAAAUAUACACUUUGUUUGUUCAACAAGGAAGGUCCAUGAGACGAACCAUAGUCUCAUUCGAGAUCCCUCCCGCUACUCUCGGGAUGUUCGACACAGCAAGUGUCCUCAUAUCAGUUUCAGUAUACGAUAGACUCAUCGUUCCCUUUGUGAGGAGAUUCACAGGCUUAGCUAAAGGAUUUACUGAUCUACAACGUAUGGGGAUUGGACUUUUCGUCUCUGUUUCGAGCUUGGCGGUUGCAGCUAUCGUUGAGACGGCUCGGUUACGGUUGGCAAUGUGGAGACACUGUUCCGUUGAGUAUCUUCUGGCAAAUCCCUCAGUACUUUUUUAUGGGCACAGCUGGAGUUUUCUUCUUCGUUGGUCGGAUUCAGUUUUUCUAUGAGCAGUCUCCGGAUUCUAUGAGAAGUAUAGGAUUCGAUGAGAAGCUUGUGUAGUGCUUGGACUCUUCUCACUAGGAAACUACUUGAGCUCGAUGAUCGUUACCCUUGUGGCGUGUUUGAGCGGGAAAGAUGAUGGUUGGAUUCCUUCUUAACAUAGGCCAUCUUGACUACUUCUUCUGGCUUUUGGUCUGUCUUGGUUGUGUCAACAUUUCAGUUUUUGUCUUCUUCUCUGUUAAAUACACACAGAAGAAGAUUUCCUAAGGUUGUAAUCCACCCGAAGUCUGUAACUUCUUUUGGCAGUUGUUCGUUUUAUAAUGCCACCAUGGAGAAUCUUGUUCGUACUAGUAUCAAGAAUAUUUGUUAAAUAAGAAUAUUUGUUAAAUGAAUUAGUUUUACUCUAAAACUCUAAAACUGUUAUCUAAUUAUUUGUUUUAUAAAUUUUCCUGUAACUUCAUAUUUUAUUGGAU